Molecule: messenger RNA, 1591 nt
Organism: Erigeron canadensis
Lineage: Eukaryota; Viridiplantae; Streptophyta; Magnoliopsida; Asterales; Asteraceae
Product: protein PIN-LIKES 3-like
Exons: 10
Coding region: 55-1335 (426 amino acids)
Biological process (GO): endoplasmic reticulum to cytosol auxin transport
Cellular component (GO): membrane
Source: RefSeq, a predicted model, not a curated record
AGAUAUUAGAUAAUUAAAACAAAACACAAAACAAGCCAUUUUACUUACAUUAACAUGGCAUUUAUAGAUUUGUUUGUUGUAGCACUGAUUCCGGUUUUGAAGACGCUUCUUAUCACCGCGGUAGGGUUACUACUAGCGAUUGACCGCGUUAAUAUCUUGGGUGACGCUGCUCGACACCAUCUUAACAACGUUGUGUUUUAUGUCUUCAUUCCAGCACUUGUUGGUGGAAGCCUUGCUGAUACUGUCACAGCUAGCAGCCUCGUUUCUUUAUGGUUCAUGCCAGUGAACAUUCUCCUCACAUUUAUAAUCGGAUCAGCACUCGGUUGGAUUCUUGUCAAAAUCACCAGAACUCCAGAACACUUGCAUGGUCUAGUAAUCGGUUCAUGUGCUGCAGGUAACCUUGGGAACUUGCUUCUGAUCAUCAUUCCGGCUGUCUGUGAAGAGAAUAACAGCCCAUUUGGUGACAAGUUGACUUGCUCGACUAAUGGGCAAGCUUUAGUUUCCCUCUCUAUGGCGAUUGGAGCGGUUUAUAUUUGGACUUAUGUUUACAACAUUAUUCGGGCAUAUGGGAACUUGAGUGGCAAAGACAUUGCAAAAGCAUCAACUAUCAGCCUUGAUUGUUCGGGAAAAACUUUGGAUAUGUUCAAUGAAAGUUAUACAGAGGCAUUGAUACAAUCUCGUCGCUCGAGUUUUGAAGAUUGUGAAGCUCCUGAUGAUCAAAGUUCCGAAGAGGAAUAUGACACUGUGACUGGGUUGGAAGACGAAGAAGGGAAAAAGGUGAACGUGUUAACGAAGAUUACACAGCAAGUUGAUGAGUUUUUUGACAAGAUCAACCUCAAGAUGUGGUUAACACCUUCUACCAUUGCCACGAUCGUUGGGCUUCUGAUAGGAGUUAUCUCUCCGAUUAGAAAGCUAAUGAUCGGGGAUGAUGCACCCCUUCGUGUUAUCGACAGUUCUGCAAAUCUUCUCGGUCAGGCUACAGUGCCAGCAAUGACAUUGAUAGUGGGAGCUAAUCUUUUAAAGGGUUUGAAGAAAUCGGGUGUAGGGCUCUGGCUCAUUAUAGGUAUUCUAGUGGUUCGUUAUGUCGCUUUGCCACUCAUGGGAAUUGCCAUUGUAAAAGCUGCACAUCAUGUUGGAUUUGUGGGAUCGGAUUCGCUAUAUCAGUUUGUUCUUAUGAUCCAAUACUCACUUCCACCCGCGAUGGCUAUUGGUACAAUAACACAAUUGUUUGAGGUGGGUGAAAGCGAGUGUUCCAUAAUUAUGCUAUGGACUUAUGCGGUGGCAUCAAUUUCUCUCACGCUGUGGUCCACCUUUUUCAUGUGGCUAGUCACUUGAUGUUACACUACAUCGUGUGUUUUGUGAUUAUAUAUCUAUAUAUGAACGUAAUUUUAUAAGUAUAAACCCCAAGAAACUACUAUACAAUUUAUACAUAUAGAUUUGUUAUUUAUUUACUACUAUACGAUAAUUAAAGUGUAAAGCCAUAAAUCUGAUGCGCGGUUGCUGUUUUCACGGUGACAUGAUAUUCAGAUUUUUGUGCUUGUGGGAUGGAAAAUAUUGUUGAUGUUUGUAAGGAAAUAAAAUGUUGUUUGAA